GGGAAUGGUGUAUUGUUGACUGCAGGGGCACUUCGCAGUUUGUAGGUCUGAUCAUAUUUCUUUGUUUAUUUGGUGUGCAGAAUUAUAGAAUCAUCAUAGGGAACAUCCUGCCGCGAGUGAAAGAUCACGACGUGUCGAGGAACAACUAAGUAAAUCGUGGUAGAGGCCUCAAAUUAUCCGGAAACCCGUUGGAAAUUGAUUCUUUGGAGAAGGAGCAGUGUUCGCAAAGGCGUCCGUCCGACUGUAGUGUUCUGUGCUACCACUUCAGGAGGUUUGGGACGUUCCGCUUUCUGCAACAGACUGCGGUUCUAAUUCCAGAAGAGAAAUAUGGCACAAACAACGAGUAGUGCUCUCAGGGCACUCGCCCUCGAAUAUAAAAGUCUUCAAGAGGAACCCGUCGAGGGAUUCCGCGUGAAACUCGUUAACGAGGACAACAUGUUUGAGUGGGAAGUGGCUAUCUUCGGGCCUCCGGAUACGCUUUACCAAGGAGGAUACUUCAAGGCACACAUGAAGUUCCCGCCGGAUUAUCCGUACAGUCCACCAACCAUUCGAUUUAUGACAAAAGUUUGGCACCCGAACGUAUACGAGAACGGAGAUCUAUGCAUAUCGAUCCUACAUCCACCAGUAGACGAUCCACAGAGCGGAGAGCUACCGUGCGAGAGGUGGAAUCCAACACAGAACGUCAGGACGAUCCUCUUGUCGGUGAUUUCACUGCUGAACGAGCCCAAUACAUAUAGUCCGGCCAAUGUGGAUGCCUCUGUGAUGUAUAGGCGCUGGCGCGACUCCAAGGGUAAAGACAAAGAGUAUGAAAAUAUCAUAAGGAAACAAGCGCAAGCGGCAAAGAUGGAGGCCGAGAAGGAAGGGAUCGUGGUGCCUGUGACGCUCGAAGAUUACUGUAUCAAGACUCACGCGAGGCCAGCCGAGCAGCAGCUAGACAUGACGGAUUUCUAUGACGACGAGUACGAGCUGGACGACGACGACGACGACGAGCAAAUGAGCGCGAGCGACUACGAAGACGGUGACGACAGUGGCAACGGAGAGUCGUGAUCCAUUUCCUAAAACGACGAAAUAAAACAGAAAAUUUCAAAAAAACUCGAAAACGCUAAUUAUUAUCAGUUCUGUAUAGAUUAAUAAAUUAACGGGCUUCUAAACCGGACGCUCUCUCUCUCUCUAUCUAUCUUUUCAGACGUGCCACCGAGAACAAAUUUCAAGUUAUACGGCGGUUUGAAAAGAAGCGAAAUUUUACUUGUCGUAUUGCUAUAAUAGACGUGUAAGUAGAAUUCUAUUUCGGAGAAAUGGCGUCACAAUUUCAUCGCGUUGUCCGUUUUAAUCGCGAUGCACACACACGCACCCUCUAUAGGUGGCAAUCGAUAUUACAAAACCCGUUGAUUGUUCAUUUGAAAUCUUUUUUUUCUUCUCUAUUUCGUCCGAUCAUGUAAAGG
This is a messenger RNA of Habropoda laboriosa, 1442 nucleotides long. Its product is annotated as ubiquitin-conjugating enzyme E2 R2. The transcript is spliced from 5 exons. Gene Ontology annotation, molecular function: ubiquitin conjugating enzyme activity. NCBI's taxonomy places the organism in Eukaryota, Metazoa, Arthropoda, Insecta, Hymenoptera, Apidae. Gene Ontology annotation, biological process: ubiquitin-dependent protein catabolic process; protein polyubiquitination. The record is from RefSeq and is a predicted model, not a curated record. The coding region runs from base 328 to 1047 and encodes 239 amino acids.